Messenger RNA from Trematosphaeria pertusa, 872 nucleotides. RefSeq lists its product as uncharacterized. The coding region runs from base 206 to 694 and encodes 162 amino acids. The transcript has a single exon. Lineage: Eukaryota; Fungi; Ascomycota; Dothideomycetes; Pleosporales; Trematosphaeriaceae. The record is from RefSeq and is a predicted model, not a curated record.
AAAAAAACUCAUCGGGCGGUGAGCCGGCGAGACGUCCUGCUGAGUGAAAGCUUUCAUGGACACGUCAUGCUCUAGUGCAAAUUUGAAAUCACUUCACUCUAGCGACGAAAACACAACGCGUAUAUAACGCGCGGUCGCUCCAGCACACAAACACAACAUCGAAACGACAGACACAAACCCCAAUAUUACCCAAAAACACCUCAGAAUGUCCACUUCACCCUCGGAAGUUGGCAUCGUCGAGCUCUUUGGGCAACUACAGCCCGAGCGCAUCGCCAUCCAGGUUCACAGUGGCAAUGCUGUUGUCCGGGGUGUUCUUGAGGCCCUCGUACAGCAUUCGGUUCGGCGUUGCGGAACGGAUCCUGCUCCUGCUCUUAAGGAAUUCGACAAGAACGGUCAAGUCAAGGAACUUCUACGGCUGAUUGAAGCAGGGGUGCAGGAUAUGGAUAUCCAGAAACUGGCUGACGACAAGAACACGACAAGUGACGCUAUCCGCCGCGUUCUUGCCGGUAUCCUCGACCACGCGCGUAAACUGCAAGCCAGUGAUGAUUCCUCUACUUCGAACGGCGUUGCUUCACACCCUCCAAAACUCCAGGCGAUUCUCGGACCAGGUACGUACCCGCGGUACGCAUGUUGGCAUGUUUCAGCCUUGGCAUUGGAGGCAUUCAUCAAAUCUAACGGACUGCGCAUGUCUUGAACCGCCCCUCUCCCGUGUAUUAAGCACUUGCUAAUCUCUAUUACCACAUUUACAGCCCUUCCCGUAAGCCACCUCGGCGCGAUCGAGUGGCCCCACUCGAUUCCUGCUCACGCCCGCAUGCUGCACCAUGCCAAUGCCAUUGUCCUCAACAACCGCGUGGCGUACAACGGAGAUACGG